Molecule: messenger RNA, 787 nt
Organism: Sorex araneus (European shrew)
Lineage: Eukaryota; Metazoa; Chordata; Mammalia; Eulipotyphla; Soricidae
Gene: C2H5orf47
Product: chromosome 2 C5orf47 homolog
Exons: 4
Coding region: 57-503 (148 amino acids)
Source: RefSeq, a predicted model, not a curated record
CCCAGUCGCCGCCACCGCGGCUCGGUCGCCCCAGCUCCCCGCCGUCCGGGGCUAGGAUGGAGGCGGCGGGCCGGGCGCAGGAACGCGCCGCGCCGCGCUUCGUCUACGUGACCCGCUUCGGCUCGCACCGCUGCGGCAGCGUCUUGUGGCUGGGCCGCCGGCGGAGCGCGGCCUCCGGAGAGCCGCGGGGAGCGGACGCGGCGCGUCCUCUGAGCGGCGGAGAGCGGCCUCCCGACCCCCGCGCCCCUCAGCCGUCGUCCACAGGUUUAACCCAGGAGAACUUAUCUAAAAAGUUUGAUUUCCCCAUACCUUUGAGUGAAGCUUCCAAAAAAACAAAGAAAAAGAAAAAGGAUUCAGCAUGGAAGAGUGUACACAAAGUCAUUUCCAGAAUGCUUAAAGAAAAUGAAAAAUGCAGACUCAGGCUGAAGUGUCAACAAUCAUCUACUGAAAAUAAGAGAGAUCAUCUGGUAUUUGUUCUUCUGCCUCUGAUUUAUUUCACUUAACAUGAAGCCCUUCAGUUCCACCCACAAUGCAGCAGACUUGCAGGAUUUCAUCUUUUCUUACGCUGCAUAGUGUUCCAAUGUGUAUACAAUGCCACGAAUUUUAUUGGACAGAGACCGCUUGGAUGCUCAUGAUUCCUGCCUAGAUGGGCAACAGAGAACAAGCAGAGUUGUUGGGGCAGAGUGGUCUGCGAGAGAGUCAGGGAGGAGAAUAGUCCACACCUGCUGUUCUGAUAGAUAUGAGAAGAAAGAGAUACGAGCUGUCCUCCAUUUUCUGGCUGGAAUAA